This is a messenger RNA of Drosophila nasuta, 2002 nucleotides long. RefSeq names its product Nimrod C1 (gene NimC1). Lineage: Eukaryota; Metazoa; Arthropoda; Insecta; Diptera; Drosophilidae. The transcript is spliced from 2 exons. The record is from RefSeq and is a predicted model, not a curated record. The coding region runs from base 16 to 1929 and encodes 637 amino acids.
UUGAAAUCUAGUGAAAUGAAAAAAAAUAUAAUUUUUUGUAUUAGCUUUCUUAUUUUUUGCAAUUAUUUUGCAAUAAUUAAUGCAUAUGGACAUGUUUGCCUUAGACGAGACCAAGUAACAUAUAUGGAUGAAGAGCUUGCAUAUGUAUCCGUGCCAUACAAAGAAAAAAAUUGGUAUGGACGUUAUGUUGUUAAAACCAGAAUGCAAUUUCAGUGGGUUCCAAAGCUCAAAUAUAAAUUUCAAAACACUUAUUAUUGCUGUGAAGAAUUUGAAUACAUUGAAAAAACGUGUCCCGAGCAUAGUUAUUGCUCAAGCUCAUAUGCCAAAUGUGUAUGCUAUGAUGGCUAUUCUGGAGAUGACUGCACGUUGAUCGAUUGCGAUAAUUGCGGGACGAACAUGCACUGCUACUCGCCCAAUAAGUGUGAAUGCAACACAGGUUACCACAAGAUCUAUGACGACGAUGUCGAUUGUGUACCCGAAUGCAACCCGCGAUGUGGAGCUCAUAGCUUCUGCUCCUCGCCCAACAACUGCGAGUGUGAAGUGGGCUACAAGGCAGUUGUGAACGGAUACAACUCAACCGAUUGUCGUCCAAUCUGUGCUGAGGAAUGUGCGCCACACAGCAGUUGCACUGCGCCUGGUAAAUGUGAAUGUGAUGAGGGUUGGCAUAUGACGGAUGGCAAAUGCCAGCCAAUCUGCAGUUUGAGCUGCCAGGAGCACAGCAUUUGUAAGGCACCGGAAUUCUGUGAAUGUGUCGAGGGCUAUCAGCAGAGGGAACCAGAUGUCUGUGUCCCAAGCUGUCCCAAGGGAUGCGCCGCCUUUGCUAGGUGUGUGUCGCCCAACCAAUGUGAAUGCUACGAUGGCUAUGAGAUCAGUGCGGAAUCAGCGCAAGAGUGUGUACCAAAGUGUAUGCAAGGCUGUCCAAAUGGUCGAUGCAUUGCACCUGAAAAGUGUGCCUGCAACUCUGGCUACCUAAUGGGCCCCCAAAACAGCUGCGAGCCCCAAUGCAGCCCUGCCUGCCAACACGGAAUCUGCACUGGUCCCGACACCUGUGAGUGUGAAGCUGGCUAUCGGUUCGCUGCGAACUCUCAGCAUAUUUGUGAGCCGAUCUGUGAGCCAAGUUGCCAAAAUGCCGCCUGUUUAGCACCCCAGAUCUGCAUCUGUGAUGUGCACUACGAAAUGGACAUGUCUGCACCUGGGCACGUCUGCAAGCCGAGCUGCCAAUUGGAGUGUGUGAAUGGCACAUGUGUGUCGCCCGAUGUGUGCGGCUGCUUGCCGGGAUACACUGGUCCAACUGUCGAGGGUAACUCCUCCAUUUGCCGACCUCACUGCAGCGGGGGUUGUGAAAACGGUGUCUGCACUGCACCCGACACUUGUGUGUGCUUUGCUGGCUACGAGAGCAGCUCGCAGGGAUGUCAACGAGUCACGACUACCACUACUUCUACCACUUCCAUCUCCACCACAAUCAGCGAUACGCCUCCCUCUGAUACUACCGAAGAUCUAUCCGAAUAUUGUUCGAGCAGCUGCAAAUGUUGGACUGAACAAUCAACUGAGAACGGUGUUAACACCUCGGGCAAGUGCUUCAGCAAGUGCAUGGAUGACUUUGAGAAGGCAUGCUUGCAUCCCUCCAAGUGUCGCUGCAAUAAGUCAACAGGACAGCUACACUGUGACGUCGAUGGCUCCAGUGAACUGCGAACGUUUUUCUGUUCAGAGAUUAGUCCAAAAGAUGAUUUGUCCUCGAAGGAAGCUGCCUUAAACGCUUCGACGUCCGACCAAAGCGCUAUCAACUGGCAGACAAUCCUAGUUUGGUGUGUUGCCAUAACCGUCCUCUUGGCAAUGAUCUCGACUGUCGCCUAUCUCUAUCUUAGGCAUGAGAGCCAACAACCUGCACUUUACUCUGGCAUCAAUGGCAGAUUUGAGAAUGUGCAGUAAGCAAUUGCUUAAUUAAAUAUUAUUAUACAUAAAAAUAACAUGUAUUUUAUAACUGUUUUAUUUACUGCAAGUU